CCUCCAGGCAGCUUCAGGAGCUGCAGAGGCAGAAGGAGAUGGAACGGGAGCAUCAGGAGCGAGAGCGUCAGGAGCGGGAGCGUCAAGAGAGGGAACGUCAAGACAGGGAGCGUCAAGAGAAGGAGCGUCAGGAGCGGGAGCGCCUGGAGCGAGAGAUGCUGGAGCGCGAGCGGCAGGAGCGCGAACGUCAGGAACGGGAGCGUCAGGAGAGGGAGGCACAGGCGGAGAGGGAGCGCCAGGAGCAGCAGGAGCGCAGCGAGCGUGAGCUGAUGGAGAGGGAGAAGACAGAGAGGGAGCAGCAGGAGCAGUUGGACAGAGAGCAGCAGGACUGGGAGAGAGGGAGACGCAUCUCCAACGCCGCUUUUGAAAGCACCCUGUACACUCCCACGCCUCAGGAGUACAGCAGGACGUCCUCCACGCCCGUAUCCCCAUCCACGCCCACUUAUCCAGCACCUGGGACGCCGUCACCCUCCUCCACAACUCCACCAACCCCACCUCUAAGGCAUUCGGCCUCCCGAUUCGCCACCUCGCUCGGUUCUGCCUUCCACCCAGUCCUGCCUCACUACGCCACGGUCCCGAGGCGACAGCAAGCGUUCCCCCAAGCCCCGCCUCCUGCUCCGGCCCCUGCCCCUGCCCCGCCUCCUCCACCAAAGUCUGUCGUUUGGUCAACUUGCAACUUCACUCCCUUGCCCCCCUCGCCCCCUGUCAUGAUAAGCAGCCCCCCGGGGAAGGCUGCAGGUCCACGGCCGCUCAUCCCGAUCGCAGCACCUUCUCCUCUCACCCAGAAGCCCCCCUCACCGGCCCCUAACGGCCCACCCAUGUUCCCCGCACCUUCUCCUGUGACCAUCCCGCACAGCCACACCCCUAUCGGCAUCGCUUGCCCCACCCCGCCUCCCCCACCCACCCCACCCCCUCUCCCCUCCCCCAUAGCUCCCCUUCCGUCUUCCUCCUUCGUCUCGUCUCCCCCCUCCUCAUCCCAGGCUCCUGGUGUGCCCUCUCCCUCCACAGCACCCCCUGCUGCCGCAGCCGCCGCCACCUCUGCCUCUGCUGAGCACCUCUCCCUCCCCGUGGGCCUGGGCCUGUCGGGGCCGGGGGAGCCGGACACCGCUACAGGCCCAGAGACCCACCUUCCUCAGGGGGGCUUCUCCUGUCAGUCCCAGGACGUGGUGCAGACCCCGGGCUUGACCACCCCGACCCCUCCCCCACCUCCACCCCUGCCACCCGGUUCCACUGUGACCUCCGCGGCUGCCACCCCGGCUGCCACCCCCUCUACCCCAGCCGGCCACCCUCCCCCACCCCCACCUCCUCCUCUCCCUCCUACGCUGACUCCAGGCGGGACCCCCCCUCCUCCACCAGGUCCGCCCCCUCCUCCCGGAGCCCCCCUCCCUCCCCCAGCGCCUCCCCUUCCCGCCGGACUCUUCUCUCCUGCCGAGGACCGUCCCACCUCAGGCCUGGCCGCUGCCCUCGCCGGAGCCAAGCUGCGCAAAGUGCCAAGGAGUGAUGAUGCAGGGGCAGCUCUGGCAGCAGCCAUGUUGGGGGCCGGAGGGGCCAAAUCUGAAGCCAGGGGCAACGGCCCUUUGCCCGGAGGAGGAGGGCUGAUGGAGGAGAUGAGCGCCCUGUUGGCCAGGAGGAGAAGAAUCGCAGAGAAGGGCUCGUCACCUGAACCUGACCAGAGAUCAGAGGAGGGCGAGAUAAACACAACCCCUAAAGUGUCAGCCUGUAGCACACCAGACAUGCCCAGGAAGCCAUGGGAAAGAACAAACACCAUGAACGGUAGCAAAUCUCCAGUUAUCGGAAGACGAGAGUCUCCGUGGAGAAAUCCCAUGGGAGCAGAUUCCUCCAACAGACCUAAAUCCACUCCUACACCUACUGCAUCCUUAAGUGCCAACGGUGUGCCAACAGAAUCUGUUGACUAUGACAGGUUGAAACAGGACAUUCUGGAUGAGAUGAGGAAGGAGCUGUCAAAGCUAAAAGAAGAGCUCAUUGAUGCAAUCAGGGAGGAGCUGGGAAAGUCCAGCACGGCGUAGAGGAUCCUCUUCACAACAUCUAUAUCCACGCAACCUGACAGACAACCACGGUCAAUUUAAAGACACAACAUUACAACAGCGGAAAAUAAAAUCAGCAAAAAUGGGGAUGAUGACAAUAAUCAUAUUAAUACUGAGAGAGGACAUUAUUUGGGGCAGCAUCGGACAGAAUAACAAUGGACAGGGUGGUGGUGGGAGGCUUGUAACUCUGAUAGCUGUGACUCACAGAAUCCAUUCUACGAAGCCUUGUGCGUCCGCUGCCUCCCCGCCCCUCCCCCUCCUCCUGCCGAGGGCAUCCUGGAGGACAGUGCACGGUCUGAAAGAGAAGCAAAUGUCUUUAUGCAAAGAUGAAUUCUCUCUCUUUGUCCUAUAAUAACAAGAAAAAACACAAGAAAACUAUAUUGAACUCUUCAGUGAUACUGUAUUAACCAUUGGCGCAUAAGUGAACAGCAACGUCGAUGCUAAGAAUCUUGUGAUUUACUAUCAAACGGCACGUUUUAUUAAGAGAGUUUGGAGACAGGAAGAAAGUGGGGAUGGAAAAUAAAAACUUUUUUUCCCAUAAUGCCAUAGGGGUAGCGUGCGUGCGUGCGUGCGUGCGUGUGCGUGUGUGUGCGUGUGUGUGCGUGUGUGUGCGUGUGUGUGUGUGUGUGUGUGUGUGUGUGAGAGAGUGUAUGGGGGACUGACAGUCUCUGGUGAAGUCCACCACUGCAGGACACUGUAAAGCUUGUCUUCCUCAAAUACUAUUUUAACCUGAAUAUGUACAAAAGAGAGAAAAAGUUAUUUAGAAAAAAAAAAAAAGCAUCUAUCAACCAUGUCUGUUUCAGUGUAGAUCUACGGCCAUAUCAAGUAGCUCAAUAAUCCAAUCUUUAAACAGGAUGCUGUCUUGUCUGUCUCUUCUUGUCGUCUCCCUCCUGAAGUGAGCGCUCUGUUGACACUUUUCAUUUCUUUGUUCAUACUGUUGAGCGGCAGGCGGACGAGACACGGAGGAUGGCUGCCUGUCAGACGGCAGCCAUUGUAGCUCUCUACCAAACUUUCUCCGUCAACGAUAAGUGCUGAUUUGCUAAUACCUGUCAUGCUUUUUGACCAUGGCCAGACGUGUAGAUAGAACUGAAUUUCCCUUCCUGUACGUUUUUGAUUUGAAGACUCUCUCUUCCCCCUUUCUUUGUUACGUCUGUCACAUUAAGGUACUCCGUUUGGUGCAUGUAUGGUUGUUUUCUUUAUACAGUGAGGGUCACAAGUCUGCCACGAAAUUGCAUUAUCUGUCGCAAGUUUUAUUACAAGCAAUAAGUGUAGCAUCUAUUUUGAAGCCCACCUGCCCCAGUCCUGACACCAACAAACACUUUUCAAUGUCCGUCUGUCCUUUUUGGCCCUCCUGAGCCCCCAUUAGACAAUGUCACUGUAUGACACACCACGCCACUUCUUGUCAACUCUAUUGCAGAUCUUUUGUUAAACUGAAGGCUGACAUGAAAGAAUAUCAGCGCAGCACUGUAAGACAUGAAUUUCAUGGAACAGCACCAUUUCUAAAUCACAAUACCCUCCCUUUUUUAAUUUCUGAUUUCUAUAAAUUCCAAGGAAACUGUGUCUUUAGUCACAUUGGAGCUGAACUGAUUUUUUAUCCUUUAUUAUUAUUUUUAGUUACUUUACUGCAUUUAUAAAGUAAAACUUUUAAAAGGUGCACGGGACAUCCCAAAUGUGUAAGAGAUGGUGUCCAAAAGAGGACCUGAAUGUGCCAUUUACUAUUUCUAGUGCUUACUGAUGACGUGUUUGUUUCAUCUUUUUUUUCUUUGCCUUCUUCUCCUGCCAAUGUCAAAUCCUUAAAAUGAAAAACUGUAUUUUCCCUGAGAUGUUACACAGAUAACAGGACUGUCACUUUAUUCUAAGAACACUCUUGUUUCAACAUUUUUUUUUGUCAGUUUAGUGAUGUUUGUUUAACUUGAAGUACAAUCAACCUGAGAGGGACAUGUUGGGAACUGCAAGACUGAUUUCCAAAUACUGUAGCUGUUGCUCCAAGAUCACAUGUCAAAGUAACAGAUACAAACCUGUGUUACAAUUCUGUACUCUGAAAUCCUGAGGAGGGACAGUUCCACUAAUACAGCGGUCUAACAGCCACCCACAGUGAGGUUUGCGGGACAAGCUUGAAAACAACCUUUUGACUUUCCAAAGGAAUCCAGGGUGAUAGGAUAUCUAAAAACAGUUGUAAAAUGUUGUGUUUUAGCAUCUAUGAAGUGAAUUUUGUGAUAUCUCAGUAGUUACAUACAUCAGAUUGAGAACUCACAAGGCAAUGCAGUGUGCAUACUAUUGCCACAGUUCAUCCUUAAUGUCACAGCUCUAGCUCCUUUGCAACAGUAACAGUAUUUAUAACUUAAAGGGGCACUCCAGUGCUUUAAUUUUGCUGUUCCAUUAAAUCUUGAGACUUGCAAUAGGCCUUUUUUGGGAAAAAAAAGAACAGUUAAAAUUUAAUCAGUAACAGGCAGAAAUAUCCCGAUUUUUAGUCUUACAACUCCCAUAAUUCAACCUGAUAGCAUCCUUUCAUUAGACACUCCCUGCCUGAACAAUACAAUCACUAGAUAGAAUUUGGUGUUGUACGUUUCUGCAAACCACGGAUGUGUUAUAUUUAUUUGAUUCAUGUUCAAUUUCUACGUUUCGCAUAUAGCAGUUAUUUUUCAAACUUUCUUUACAUUUUCAAUUUUAUGUCUAUGCUACACUGUGGUUAACAUGUUAGGUUAAAGCAGAAAAAUCACCUGGUAAGGCCGAGGAAAAGAUCAUGUUUUGGCUCAAAAUACCUGGUUUUGUCAACAUAAAUAUGGCUGGAAAUGUUCCGACGUGUCAUUAAAAAAUACCCAGUAUUGUCACCACAAAAACAGCUGAAAAUGUCCCAGCAUAUCGUUAAAAAUACCUGGUUUUGUCACAACAAAUCACAGCUGGAACUAUGCUGACAUCUAGUUAUAGGAUACCAGGUUUUGUAGCCACAGACACAGCUAGAAAUGUCCGAUCAUUUAGUUAAAAAAUAUUCAGUUUUGCCACCACAAACACAGCUGGAACUAUCUUGACAUCUUGUUAUAAAAUACCUGGUUUUGUCACACCGGACACAGCUGAAAAUGUCCCAACAUGUCAUUAAAAAUACCUGGUUUUGUUGCAACAAAUACAGCUGGAACUAUCCUAACAUCUAGUUAUGGGAUACCAGGUUUUGUAGCCACAGUCACAGGUAGAAAUGUCUGAUCAUUUAGUUAAAAAAUAUUCUGUUUUGCCACCACAAACACAGCUGGAACUAUCCUGACUAUCCUGACAUCAGCUGGAAAUGUCCCGAAGUCUCAUUAAGAUUACCAGGAUUUUUUGCCACAAACGUGGCUGGAAAUAUCCAGACGUCUUGUUAAAAAUACCCGGCUUUGUUGGUCUUUAACAGUGGUGUGCUGCUUUCUGCUGCUUGGCAAUUGUCUCACCUAGGUAUCUCCCCAAGGUGUCAUGCCAUCCACUCUCCCCUCCUCCUCCUGAUGACAAAGUCAGCUCAUAUACAUGUAAUCUGAAGUAUGUCAAUUUAGAGAUGUUACUGUGAUACAUGUGAAAUGUACAAAUGUAACAUGUCUGUGGUUUGCAGAAACGUACAAUGCCAACAUUUUAUUCUGACAACUGGGCUGCUGAAACACCACACUCUGUUUGUAACACUAAAUCUUUGUUAAAAUUUUGUUUUCUCCCUGUCAAUAACCCUGGUGACAUCAUCACCUUUCUAGAAGACACUGUACAACUGUUUUCUCAUGCUGAGUAGAUUUCCUCAUGACUGAACUGAUCCUAGUGUACAACAUUGUCAGAGUGCCCCUUGAAAUUCAGAUCAGGAGAAGCAGCUAAGGAGUUAUGAUGUCUUGCAUGUACCCCAGAAUCCUAGACAAAGGUUGGUUAAUCGUUGGCUGUCUGUGGCUGUUGGAUCUCAUACUACACAACUCUGUGUUCAAGGGCUUGGAUGUUUGAAGAUGAGAAGUCACAGAUUUGAGUAAAAAUGUGUGCUCCCUCCGCUUUUCUCUCAUUUGCUUCAGAUUGGCUCAAAUUUGUUAAAAAUACUGUGACUAGAAAAAUGAAUGGGUUAACUAGGGUCAGGUCUGUUUCAUGAUCUCUCUGUGGAGUUGUUUCAUCUUCUCAUCCACAUUUUUUUCUAAUGGAAACACCCAGCCAAGAGGCUCCCUGUACUGAGUGUUUACACAGCAUCAAUUGCACUUUAAGACAAAAACCCGCAGAGCAAUCCAACGUACUCUGACAACAGAGCCUCGGUCACCAACAGUGUGGCUUUCUCACCAAAGGAUUCAACUCGGCAGUCUCUUGCUAAACGUAAUCACUCUCAACAAAGUCGCCUUUCUUAUUUUUGUAUCAUUUUGUGGAGAGAUCUAACAAAAAGAAAGAUGUCUGUCUCUAUGUUCAGUCCUUUGGACAGGAUGGAGGGUGAAAUGUUUGGAUCAAGUAAAAGUUUAUCUCUUUGUGAAGCUAUGUAGUUUGUGCCUUGUUCCGAAGUUGCAUUUAAUAUGUCAAAGAUAUAAAGAUGACUAGUAAUAAUAUCUAGGGACUGUCAUUAUGAUCACAUGCAGUUGUUAUUUAGUUUGGCUUUUUUUUCCAUCAUGGUCAUGUUGAUUUGAAGGGAGAGUUUUAUGACCUUUUUACUGUUCCCCACCAAGAAAACAUCUUUGCACCAAGAUCUCCUAUGUUUGUUUUUUUUACAUACAUGUGUUUAUUUCCACACAGUUGUGAGGUUGCUUUUCUAACAGCUCUGAAGUACAAUCAAGCCUUUGAGACAUGAGGCCUGGAAGAGUUAAAAGAUGAUCUUCGCUCUGAGAUAAUUUUUCUAAACAUAAAGUCCAGAUGAGUCUGACUGCAGUGUUCUGUGAUACCGUUUAAAUGUCACAGAAACUGCGUGUGUUCAGCAGCUUAGCUUUCUUUACACACUUGGAAAUGUGUUUUGUCCUCUGCAGUAAGGUCUGCUCCACAUUGAUGUCAGAUUGCUGAUGGAAACAUUUCUCUUUGUCCGUAAACCCAGUUUUCUGCCGAGGGAACCGAGAGAAUUGUGAAUUUGCAGGGAUGAAUUUGGCUGAAGCAAGUUUUAAUGGAUGGGUUUCCAGAUUUAUUCUUUUAUCAUCUGCAUUGUACCAUACUGUUCUCAUGUUAAUUAGUCUUUUCUUACAUGCUAACAUAUUGUUUUGUUUGAGCAAAUUAAAUAAAAAUUGCAAUACAAGACUA
Molecule: messenger RNA, 7241 nt
Organism: Epinephelus lanceolatus (giant grouper)
Lineage: Eukaryota; Metazoa; Chordata; Actinopteri; Perciformes; Serranidae
Gene: enah
Product: ENAH actin regulator
Biological process (GO): actin polymerization-dependent cell motility; actin polymerization or depolymerization; axon guidance
Molecular function (GO): profilin binding; SH3 domain binding
Source: RefSeq, a predicted model, not a curated record